Molecule: messenger RNA, 474 nt
Organism: Culicoides brevitarsis
Lineage: Eukaryota; Metazoa; Arthropoda; Insecta; Diptera; Ceratopogonidae
Exons: 2
Coding region: 117-428 (103 amino acids)
Source: RefSeq, a predicted model, not a curated record
UCCAUGCUUGUUUUGAAAAAGUAAAGAAUUUAAAAAAUCUUGAAAAUAAUUAAAAAUUAAAGCCUUAAACCUUCUUCUACUUCAUUAGAACCCAUUAAAAAGAAACUUUCACAAACAUGGCUCAAGGAGGAAAAAUGAAAACAAAGGCAAAUCUCCCCGCAAACGUCAAAAACAAGAAAAAGCAAGGAGGACAAGCUUUCAAUCGCAAAAAAAAUGCUCCCAUCAAACAAAAGAAACUCAAAAACGUAGAAGCAACAAAACUCAAACAAAUCAUUUCCAAAGCCGUCAAUUCGAACAUUGAAGAAGAAAUGCGACGACGAGCUUAUGAAGGACAAACCACGCUGAGCAGAGUGCAAGAAACUGUCGCAAAGCAUCACAAAUCAAAAGAUGCAAAAAAUGAAGCAGGAACGAGUGCGAUGGAUGAAUAAAUUUGAAUUGAUUUCUUUUUGUAAAUAAAUAUUUAAGAUUUUUUUC